This is a messenger RNA of Soboliphyme baturini, 678 nucleotides long. NCBI's taxonomy places the organism in Eukaryota, Metazoa, Nematoda, Enoplea, Dioctophymatida, Soboliphymatidae. The record is from the annotation of a GenBank genome assembly.
CUGUUUUUUCAGAUCUCCCCUAGUACGUUUUGCAGCCGAGGACGCGAUGACGAUCUGUCUACAAUUUUGAAAAUCAUCGCUACUGCAAAGAAGUUCAUAUAUGUCGCAGUGAUGAACUAUAUUCCAAUAACACUUUCCUCCUCUGCGUCAAAAUAUUGGCCCAUGAUUGACGAUGCCUUGCGAUCGGCUGCGUAUGAAAAUGGAGUUGCAGUAAAGCUGAUCAUCAGCCACUGGAACCACAGUCACGAGCAGAUGUUUGCUUUUCUUCGGUCUCUGUCAACAUUUGCUGCAUCUCUAGAGAGGGGUUCUCUGGAGAUCGUAAGUCAUACUUUAAAAAAUUGUUUACAACUUCCGCCCAUCUUUCAGAAACUAUUUUACGUGCCUGUUUACAAUGAACGACAAGGUCGAAUACCAAAUUCCAGAGUAAAUCAUAAUAAGUACAUGGUCACAGAAGAAACAGCGUAUAUUGGUAUAACAAAAUGUCUUUCUUCCUGUAUUUUCGAGCCUUUUGUUGCAGGAACUUCUAAUUGGGUCGGCGAUUACUUUAUCGACACCGCUGGUAUCGGUUCAGUUAUCCAACAAGAAGAAAAUGAUAUCAAACAUGACUUGUCUGUCGUUCGCCAGCUGCAGCAAGUUUUCAUCAGGGACUGGAAUUCAUCAUUUGCAACGUAUCUGUGA